Tribolium castaneum (red flour beetle) is the source of this 1654-nucleotide messenger RNA. It is a transcript of the gene Gr82, whose product is annotated as gustatory receptor Gr82. The transcript has 3 exons. The record is from RefSeq and is a predicted model, not a curated record. NCBI's taxonomy places the organism in Eukaryota, Metazoa, Arthropoda, Insecta, Coleoptera, Tenebrionidae. Gene Ontology annotation, cellular component: membrane. Gene Ontology annotation, biological process: monoatomic anion transport; transmembrane transport. Bases 204 to 1607 code for a protein of 467 amino acids. Gene Ontology annotation, molecular function: transmembrane transporter activity.
GUCCUCAAAAAAUGAGUCCAAUAAGCCUUUAAAAUAACCUCGAUAGUAACGAAUAAAUGUCUACUUCAUGUAUUUGCAAUUACAAAAAGAAAGAUAACAUGUGAUUGUUAUAUUCGUAACAACUAUUGGUGCCAUGUGUGCCAGUAAAUUACAAGGACAAGCCAAGCUUUUAACACAUUAUAUCGCACCUACAGUUAGUCAAAAUGCCAACUCGGGAAAUCUUGUCAUGCACUCAAAUUUUAUUCUUCAUGGUACUAACAAGUUUCAUGAUUCAUCACAUGUUACGAGUAAACAUCGCGAUAGCAAUAGUCGAGAUGGUAGUCAAGCCCAACACAACCACCCCAACUGAAGAAAAUUUUGGCCCAAAAUAUGCAUGGAAUGAGCGUGAAAAAAACGAUUUGUUCGCAUGGUUCUUUUGGGGUUUCUUAAUUACUCAAAUCCCUGGUGGACGCUUUUCGGAAAUAGUCGGUUCCAGAAUUGUUUUAGGUCUUGGAAUUCUAGUAGCAAGUGUUGCAACUCUACUUCUUCCUUUGUGUUGCAACGUCCAUUACUACCUAGUUGUAGCGUCAAGAUUUUGUGUGGGGCUGGGGUUAGGGGUGCACUGGCCGGCUAUACCACCUAUUGCAAUCAGAUGGUCCUCUUCUGCAACAGCAAGGACCAUGUUCAUGACCCAUUUAUUUGCUGGUUCUUUAGGAGCUGCGAUAGUAUUGCCCGUUUCUGGUCAUUUGAUAGCUUAUGUAGGGUGGCCGAGUGUGUUUUACGUCACUGGGGGUAUGGGAGUCUUAUGGUCAGUAAUGUGGUUUUAUUUGAUUUAUGACUCUCCCGGACAACAUCCUCGAAUAAGCGCGAAAGAGAAAGAAAUUUUGGAACAAAAAAUCCGCAAUGAAAUAACUCCACAAGUACGACAUAUACCAUGGAUUAAAAUUUUUACGUCUUUGCCAGUGUGGGCAAUUGUGGUAGCUAACGCUUCUAUUUGUUUUGGGUUUUACAUUAUAUUUAAUCAUUUGCCAACGUACAUGAGUUCUGUGCACAAUGUUGAAAUUGAAAAAAACGGGUGGAUUUCCAGUUUACCUCACUUGGGAAGGUACAUUACAACAGUAGCAGUUUCAUAUCUGGGAGCACGAAUGUUACAUAAGAACAAAUUCUCGACACUUACAAUCAGAAAAUUUCUGAGCGUGGUGUGUUCCUGGAGUGCUGUGCUAUUAUUUGGAAUGGAAGCUUUAUUCGGUUAUCAUUACUACGUUACAAAUUUUGUUUCCAUUACUUUCUUUCUUUUCUUGAGCCUUUCUAUUCCCGGAAUGAUUGUGAAUAUCUUAGACAUUUCGCCUGCAUUUUCCGGUACCAUUAUAGGGUUUAAUCAAGUUAUUGUUUGUUUGUCGGGCAUUACUUCUGCAAAAGUUGUUGCUUUCUUUACAGCGACAAAACAAUCUUUUGAACAGUGGAGAUAUGUUUUUAUAAUUGUGGCAAUAGUUAAUUUUGUAGGAGGUUUAUUUUUCUUAAUUUUUGCAUCUGCUGAUGUGCAAAGUUGGAACCCAAAAGAAAAUGUGUCCCAAAAGAAAAAUACACUAUUAAAUGACACAACUUCAAAAGACCAUGAAGAAUUUUAAUGUUUAUUUUGUGUAGAUUUUGUUUACCAAUAAAUAUUUUUUUUAUA